GCAGCGCUGAAUCGGGCGGAGCUGUGACUGUGAAGCCGCACCCAGAGAGGAAAGAGAGGAAAAAGGGCAGGAGGGAGGAGAAAUUGCCCCCCGAUAGAGGAGAGAGAGAGGGCAAGGGAGCUGCUGCGAGGCAAGAGAGCAUCGAAACGAGGGAGGAACGGAGGAAAAAGGGGCAACGCGGACGCGCUGCGGUGGAGAAAAAAACGGCGAAACCUCCGUCCGUCACAAUAACAAGCGGCGCAGAGUGGGUGAGAGACAUUGACAGAGAGGUAGAGAGAGAGAGGAGCUGCUGCUGCUCUGCUCCACUCACACAUCACAUCAGGAUGAUCGCCCUGUUCAACAAGCUGCUGGACUGGUUUAAGGCUCUCUUCUGGAAGGAGGAGAUGGAGCUGACCCUGGUGGGCCUGCAGUAUUCCGGGAAAACAACGUUUGUCAACGUGAUCGCGUCAGGUCAGUUCAGUGAGGAUAUGAUUCCUACUGUUGGCUUCAACAUGCGGAAGAUCACCAAAGGAAACGUCACUAUCAAGCUGUGGGAUAUUGGUGGUCAGCCCCGAUUCCGCAGUAUGUGGGAGAGGUACUGUAGGGGCGUCAGCGCUAUAGUGUAUAUGGUUGAUGCAGCAGAUCCAGAGAAGAUUGAAGCCUCUAAGAAUGAACUGCACAACUUGUUAGACAAGCCGCAGCUGCAGGGCAUUCCUGUUUUGGUUUUGGGCAAUAAGAGAGACCUGCCGGGGUCACUGGACGAGAAGGAGCUCAUCGAGAGGAUGAACCUGUCGGCCAUUCAGGACAGAGAGAUCUGCUGCUACUCCAUCUCCUGUAAGGAGAAGGACAACAUCGAUAUCACACUACAGUGGCUGAUCCAGCACUCCAGAAUCAGGCGGAGCUGAGAGGAGAGCGGCUGAUUGGAGGAACAGAACCAUGACAUCACCUGUAUGCCACGCCCCCUCGGUUUUAUUCUAGAAAUGCCCAGCCCCGCCCUCCCUCUGCCUUCCUAGCCCCGCCCCUCUAGCCCCGCCCCCAAACCCAGGUUUCGUUCUUGUAAAAUAUUAUUAUAAAUAUGAUUUGCACUGUUUAACGUUGUUUGUUUUUUUUUUUUGUUUUGUUUUUUAAAAACUUGUAUGCAUUUUUUAUAAUACAUAAUCCGAACUGGACAGAUUUGAUACACUUAUCAAAUAAUAGACGUUGUUUUUUUGUUUACGUUUGCCGUCCUGUGUGUGUGUGUGUGUGUGUGUGUGUUUCCGCCUGUAGCUUCAGUCAGAGAUCCAGAAGUGUUCAGCGGUUCUGCUCCAGAUUAAGGCUGCGAUCAUUUAUCGAUCUGUUGAUGAUUAUCGGUAACGGCCGUGAAAUUGAUGAGUGGAAAUGUUUUACCUUCCGUUUCGCGAGGGCGGCGUUCCGUGCUCCGAUCCUGCGCAGUAGAACAGCGCGACUGUGCCACGUAAACAAAUCUUCGGAGCCCCGCUGGCGACAACCUGUGUAAAUAAAAAUAAUAAAUGUGGGAACAAGAUCCUAAUGCUAAUGAUUGCGGCCCACGCCUUACUAUAUGGUGGCCAUGCAUUAGGAUCUCAUUCCUGUGCUUUACUAAGUCGUGGCCACACAUUAUUUUUAUUUAUACAGGAUGUCCGGAGUCUAGAAGUCCAGAGAGGCCAUAAGGUAGAUAGACUUUUUUAGAUUAUUAUCUUGAGAUAACGAGUUAAUUAUCUUGUGAUCUCAGGAUGAUAAAGUUGUUUUCUUGAGAUCACUAGAUAAAUAAUCCAUUAUCUCAACAUAACAAUCCAGAAAAUUAGAACAACAGCUCAUGGCCCCUCCGGACUUCUGCAGUUGAGUCUUACGAGCGUUCCCAUUCAUAUUCCAACAUUCCCAUUCCGACUUCAGAUUCCAGUUGUAUGUAAAUAAGUGCAGUUUUGCAUUUAGCCAAUCAUAUCAUGUAGAACUAUGAACAGUCAAAGAACCGAUCGCAUGCCGGAAUGGUUCUCUGCAUGUUAAAAUGGUUCUUCAGACUGAUAGAGAAGGUGUUGUUCAUGGCUAAAAAAGGGUUCUUUCACACUCUCAGCAAAAA
Messenger RNA from Pygocentrus nattereri (red-bellied piranha), 2053 nucleotides. It is a transcript of the gene arl8a, whose product is annotated as ADP-ribosylation factor-like 8A. Gene Ontology annotation, biological process: protein transport; anterograde axonal transport. The coding region runs from base 324 to 884 and encodes 186 amino acids. The record is from RefSeq and is a predicted model, not a curated record. Gene Ontology annotation, molecular function: GTP binding; GTPase activity. Gene Ontology annotation, cellular component: lysosomal membrane. NCBI's taxonomy places the organism in Eukaryota, Metazoa, Chordata, Actinopteri, Characiformes, Serrasalmidae. The transcript is spliced from 7 exons.